Messenger RNA from Hordeum vulgare subsp. vulgare (domesticated barley), 2317 nucleotides. RefSeq names its product L-type lectin-domain containing receptor kinase IX.1-like. Gene Ontology annotation, cellular component: plasma membrane. The record is from RefSeq and is a predicted model, not a curated record. Gene Ontology annotation, molecular function: ATP binding; protein kinase activity. NCBI's taxonomy places the organism in Eukaryota, Viridiplantae, Streptophyta, Magnoliopsida, Poales, Poaceae. Gene Ontology annotation, biological process: protein phosphorylation. Bases 55 to 2112 code for a protein of 685 amino acids. The transcript has 3 exons.
UUCAUAUAUACUCCACGGACGUCCGUCCACGGUGGCCAAUCGCCGUUACGCGCCAUGGCUGCACCUCCACGGCGCCUCCUCCUCCUGGCCGCAGUUUCUUGGUUCCGCAUGGUAGCAGUUUGCCAGGUGUUGCCGUUGGGGCCUAUCUGCUCGACCACGGGCAACUACACCAACGGCAGCCCGUACCAGACGAAGCUCGCCGCCGUCCUGGCCGGCCUCCCGUCGGGCGCCAUCAGCAACCGGGGCUUCAACACCAGCACGGCCGGCGAGGCGCCCGACGACACGGUCUUCGGCCUCAUCAUGUGCUUCGCCGACCGGAACUGGACCAAGUGCCAGAACUGCCUCAGAGCGGCGGCCGCCGGGAUCGUGCAGACGUGCCCGUACAGCCGCCAGGCGAGCGCCUGCUACGACGCGUGCGUCCUGCGAUACUCCAACCAGUCCUUCUUCUCCGUCGCCGACCCCGGAGUCGCUUUCUACGCAUGGGUAGACGACUUCGUCGCGGACAUGGCCGGCAUGAACGGCACGCGGCGGGAGCUGAUGGGCCGGCUCAUGGCGGAGGCGGCCGCCGGCUCGCCCCUGAUGCUGGCAAACGGGAGCCAGCAGUACACGGACUCGCGCGGCGACUCGCAUGUGAUGCACGGGCUGGCACAGUGCACGAGGGAUCUGAACGCGAGCGAGUGCACGAGGUGCUUCUCGUCCUUGGUCCCGGAGCUGUCGAGAUCGAGACCCAACAACACGUAUGGCACCGUCAAGGGCUACAGCUGCUACGUCGCAUACAGAGUCGACAAUGAACUCGGCAUUACCAUCCCGCCUCCUCCACCAACACAGCCACUCCCACUGGUGCCGCCGCCGUCGCCACUCCCUUCGUCAGCUCCACCCAAUCCGCCGGCGGCGGCCAGAAGCAGAACCGCGCUAGUAGCGGGCAUCUCUACGGGUUCCGUGGCGUUCGUCAUCUGCGCGAGCCUGUCCGUAUGGUUAUAUCUUUGGCGCCGCAGCAGGAGACGAGAGGACAUAGCGAGACUACAAGAGGAGCUAGACGACGCAUUCGACGAGCAGCCGAUGGAAGAGGAUUUCGAGCAAGGGCCGAAGCGGUUCCGCUACGCCGAGCUCGCCGUCGCCACCAGGUACUUCUCCGACGAGGAGAAGCUUGGGGAAGGCGGCUUCGGGUCGGUCUACCACGGGUACUUGAAAGACAUGAACCUUGACGUCGCAAUAAAAAGGGUCUCCAAGACCUCCAAACAGGGGAAGAAGGAGUAUGCUUCAGAGGUUAAGAUCAUAAGCCGGCUUAGGCACCGAAACCUGGUGCAGCUUGUCGGCUGGUGCCAUGGCGGCGGCGAGCUGUUGCUCGUCUACGAUCUCAUGCCCAAUGGAAGCCUCGACACUCAUAUUCACAGUGAAAAAAGCAACCUACCAUGGCAACUCAGGCAUGAGAUUGUGCUUGGCAUAGGGUCUGCGCUUCUGUACCUGCAUCAGGAUUGGGAGCAAUGCGUUCUGCACCGAGACAUCAAGCCGAGCAACAUAAUGCUGGACGCGGCCUUCAACGCGAAGCUUGGCGACUUCGGCCUCGCGAGGCUUGUUGACCAUGGCAGAGGAUCACACACGACGGUGCUCGCUGGCACCAGGGGGUACAUGGACCCGGAGAGCAUGGUCACCGGCAGGGCGAGCACCGAGUCCGACGUCUACAGCUUCGGCGUGGUGGUCCUCGAGAUCGCCACUGGCCGACGCCCGCUCGUGCUCAUCCCCAACCAAGACCAAGACGAAGAAAAAUCCGCCAUACACCUGGUGCAAUGGGUCUGGGAGUUGUUCAGCGACGGGCGUAUUCUGGACGCCGCCGACGAGCAGCUGGACGGCGAGUUCGACGGCGGGGAGAUGGAGCGUGUAAUGGUCGCCGCGCUCUGGUGUGCGCACCCGGACAGCAGCGUGAGGCCGUCCAUCAGGCAGGCGGUCAACGUGAUGCGGUUCGAGGCGCCGCUGCCCAGCCUCCCAGCCAAGAUGCCUGUUGCGAUGUUCAUGCCGCCGGUUGACGGUUUCUUGACAGGAAGCAGCGGCGGCAACAGCAACAACAGCAACACCACGACGUCUACAGUAGAGACGUCUGCCUUGCUCAGAUGACAAAUGUACGCGUUGAAAAUAGAGUACAUCUAUUCAUACUUAGGCCCUUCAUUUUUGUGAUCCAACGGCCUUGAGUAGACAAUAAUACAGCCAAACUCUUGUGCUAGUAUAUUUAGCCUUCAUGUGUGUUCAUUCAUUCCCAUAUUAAUUGUCGCUCAACGCUGUGUCUAGCACGUUAAGCAACAUCUAAUAUAAGACUAGAAAA